Messenger RNA from Indicator indicator, 966 nucleotides. RefSeq names its product proto-oncogene Mas-like. Gene Ontology annotation, cellular component: membrane. Gene Ontology annotation, molecular function: G protein-coupled receptor activity. The record is from RefSeq and is a predicted model, not a curated record. Gene Ontology annotation, biological process: G protein-coupled receptor signaling pathway. Lineage: Eukaryota; Metazoa; Chordata; Aves; Piciformes; Indicatoridae. The transcript has a single exon. The coding region runs from base 1 to 966 and encodes 321 amino acids.
AUGGAGGAUACCAUCACAACACACCUCUCUCCAGGAUACAUGACUACAACAUAUUCAGAACCUGAAGAAUACAAUAACUUUUUGUGUAAAAGACCAAGUUAUACUGUCUUGAUAAUUGCAGGUGUCUGUAUUUGCAUCUCUGCAUGUGGACUUGUGGGGAAUGUGAUGGUUGUGUGGCUCCUGGGCUUCCGCAUGAAGUUCAGUCCCUUCACUGUCUAUGUCCUGAACCUGGCCAUCGCUGACUUCUCUCUGCUCCUGAUCCUUCUUGCAAAACUGACACUGUACAUCAUUACAUCAGUCUCUUGCAUUGACUUGGAGGAUUUUAAAUUAUCCAAUACUACCCUCUUCAUUAUGUUCCUCGUUUGUUAUUUGGCUGGCAUGUAUCUGCUGACAGCCAUGAGCAUGGACCGGUGCCUGGCUGCUUUGUUCCCAGUUUGGUACCGGUGCCACCGCUCAAAGCAUGGCUCAGCCAUCCUGUGUGUGGUGCUCUGGGCUCUAGCUGUACUCUUUGUUGCUUUGGUGUUUGUUCCUUGUUUUCUCAAUGAAGAGCAUUACCACAUCACAUUUGUUUUCAUCAUUGUGAAUUUUGUUCUGUUCUCUUUCUUCCCAUUGCUUUCCAACCUGGCCCUGUUCAUCAAACUCCGAUGUGGCUCCCAGAGACGACACCCAGGGAAAAUCUAUGUUGCUGUCCUGCUCAGUGUCAUCUUCCUGGUUGUCUUAGGGUUUCCUUUCAGUGUGGAGACUCUCCUGUCUCGUUUUCAAACACAAGUAUUUUAUCUUUCUUUUCUGCUGGCCUCACUGAACAGCUCCAUCAAUCCUAUCAUUUACUUCCUGGUGGGGAGCUGCCGGCACCAGCGGUUCCAAUGCUCCCUUAAAGUCGCCUUCCGAAGAAUGUUUGAAGAGGAAGCCACAAGUGAGGAGAGGAGCCAGGUGCCUGGGGAUGCUGUGAUGGAGACCAAUGUCUGA